UUCAGGCAUUGUGGCCUUGCUGUUAUCAAUGCCUUUUCCAAUGUGGCUGCCAAUCUGAAGGGAGAGACUCAGCUGCAGGAUUACUUAGUGCGUUUGUUGGAACUGUUUGUACAGCUGGGUUUAGAAAGCAAGAGAGCCAGUGAGAAAGCACCAGUUGCUUUCAAGGUCCGUUCAUGAAUCAGCCUGUUGUACAGACUGAGGAACUAAGCUUAUGGAAAAGUCCAUCUGCAAAACAGGAGGGAAAUCCUUGUUCUGGGCUUCCACCGAUGUAGUAUAUUUGAGUAUGACCAUGAUUGGACUGUAAAACAUCCCAUGAUUUUUGAUUUGCCAGUUGGGUUGAGGGAAAAUUUGAAACAUUUCCAUUAAUUCAUUGAGACCAUUUGGGGCCCAGAACAAGGAUAUUGGCCCUGUUUCGCAGAUGUUACUAUAAACUGAAGUUAGAUUAUGUCUGUGAGGCAGGCUAUUCAUGAGUAAUAAAGUUCUUCUACAUAGGACUUUUGGUUUGUAAUCCUUCCUUUAGCAUUAAAUGAAGGAUGAUCAUCGCAGUUGUACAUGCAACUUUUGCAGUUGUGAAAAGAAAGCCUGAAAAAAAUUCAGGCUUGUAUACGAUUCGAACCCUUGACCUCUGUGAUACCGGUGCAGUGCUCUAGCAAUUAAGCUAACAAGCCUUUAGCAUUACACACACCAGCAGAUAAGCAGGUCUUGACCUGUGAAAUCUGGAGAUUUUAUUCCUUAAUCUAUUUAUUAGCCCCAGGCUAUCAAACAACACAUUGGUCACGCCCUAACUCAGGAAGCGAGUGUCUGCAAGUAAGCUGGCAGCUUAGGAGAAUGGUUUUUGUAUUGAAGAGAGUUGAAAAGGCAUUUUGUCAAACUAUUUUUAGCUGAUCAUUGCCUAUUUUAUCCUUCUAGGCUUCAUCCAGUGCUGGUAACCUUGGUGUCCUUAUCCCUGUCAUCUCCAUUGUAAUGCAGCGACUCCCUGUCAUUACUGACCCCAAGCCUCGCCUGCACAAGUUAUUCCGUGACUUCUGGCUUUACUGUGUUGUCAUGGGUUUUGGUGUUGAAGGUUCUGGUUUGUGGCCACAUGAGUGGUAUGAGGGAGUGUGUCAAAUUGCAUCAAAAUCCCCUCUACUCCUCGGCACAGGCCAUUUGAGAUCAGAACUGAUGUACAAUUCAGCUUUGAGGAAUGAUGCUGUGAAUCCUGUAAGUGAUAUUGUUAUAAUAUAUGUCAGUAAUUUAUUGUGCUCCUGAUUGGCUACCAUGGAUACUUUAAGGAACCUGUUUGCUCUAGAAAUACUGCUGUUAAAAGGGAAAAGAAGUAAAAUAAAAGAAAUCAUCACAGAUGUUCAUUUUUUAACUUUACUCCACCCGAACCCAAACCCAUUUAGGCACUGGAAAACUUAAAAGCUGGAGAUAGAGUCCUCAAUUAAAAAGGUGUUCCAGGGAAGCAAUCCAAUCACCAGCAUCAUCAAACUAUCAUCCUCAUCAUCAUCAUCAUUAUCAUCAUCAUCAUUGUCAUCAUCAGCUUUACUGCCAUACAUGUACUCUUCAGUAACAGCAUAGCUGACUUAUGAUAUUAAACAGCACAUAUCUACUUUUUUCUGUAGAGUGGCCUCAACCAAGUAAAGCAUCUGCUUCUUCCUACCCUUCUGGCCCUGUAGCUCCUAAAUUUGUCAGCCUUGGGGUUGUUAGACUAAUAUUUGACCAAAAAAUUUGUGCCACACAGUAGAACUUCUCACAGUCAAAUGUUAGUUUUUACCUAUUCUAAUUUUGGCGAUUUUUGCAGUUUUUCCAGCGAUCCACAAAAAGAAAUUCCUGCAAAUAAAAAUUGCCACAAACAUUUUUCCUGCAAAAAUUUACUCCAGAGUAAAUUUUCUAACUUAAAUUCACUAUACAAAAAUACAGUACUAAGAAAUUGUGUCUGUUCAAUCACAACUGAAAAUAUGUAUUUCUAUUGCACGUACUCAAUAAAAACGAAAAUAUUAUCAAUGUUGGGUACUAAGUACUUUCUGAAAAUCACAAAAAGUAAUUCCCAGAAAGAAAAACCAAUCUGUCCUAAUCGCAAAAAUUAGUUCUCGCAAAACACAAAAAAAUUGCUAAUCUGCAAAAAUAAACUCCUGCAAAAAUUUUGUGCCACAGGGUAUUCUUUUAUUAUUGCUAGACAGUUGACAUUUUUUUUGUAAGUUGAUGCGUGUUAACUGUUUUUGCAGGCUGAAUUGAAUGAGGUCCGCACUUCUCUGCUGGAAGCUCUGAGUAAUCCUGCCGAGAUCAUUCCACUGGUGAACAGACUGAAUUUUGGACAGUGUACAUACCUGUUGUCUGUUUAUCGGUUGGAAUCUCUACGGGUGUCAUCUGAUCCUGGCAAAUUUUAUUCCAUCUUUGACUAUUUAGAGGACAAAGCCAUUGAAAAGGAUAAAGCUGGUGAGGAAGAACCUUUUAACAAUUAUUCGUCAAGCCUGAAUGGGCUCUGAGUCAAUAGCCCAUUCAGCCUUCGGCCUCAUGGGCUAUUGACUCAGAGGCCAUGAGGGCGAGAGGAAUGAUUGUUUUGGUAAAAUCCAACUAGUUGGUCAAAAUUAUUGAGAAUGAAAAAAUGUAGCUAGUUAAAGCUAGACUUUAAUCCCUUUUUGCCGCCAAAAAGCCCGCACUUUUUGCUACUAGGGGCUAUAACACAGAGCCUAGUAGUAGCUCAAUCAAUCUGAAUGCAGCAUUGAUAAUAGACCACUAGUUGGAUUUUACUAAUAUUAUUAUUACCAUUUACCCAUUGUGAACUGUAUUAUGAUUAAUCAAAAUUUGCUGGUAUUAUUGUUCAAUUAAAUAGGUUAGGAUUUUCUUUUGUUGUGUGCUUUUUACUUUUCCCUUCUCAGUAACAGUUUAUAUUCAUGUAGAAGAUGUAGAGUCAAGAAAGGACUGUUAUUUAUAUAAUUUUGAAAUAAUUUUCCUCACUUUUAUAAGUUGUCCUUUAAUACUUUUUCCCCAUGAUUGUUCAAGGAAUGUGGCAGUGUAUUUCUGCUGUUGGGGACAAAGUUUUCUCCGUGUUUCUUGACGUCAUGUCAAAAAAACCAAGGACAACCAAGAGGGAAGAUGAAUUAGAAACACAUGCACAGUUUUUGCUUGUCAAGUUCAAUCAUCUGCAGAAAAGGAUCAGACGUGUUGCUGACAAGUAUCUCUCAUCCUUUGUUGACAAGUAA
This is a messenger RNA of Porites evermanni, 3185 nucleotides long. The record is from the annotation of a GenBank genome assembly. Lineage: Eukaryota; Metazoa; Cnidaria; Anthozoa; Scleractinia; Poritidae.